GAGAGAGCCUCCUCUGGACAGGAGGGGGUUCGGCGGCGAUUUGGGAGCGGGCAAGAUGCACUCGUCCAUCUCAAGGUGACACUGCGGCAAGGAGGCAGCCGGGGAGAGAGAGAGAGAGAGGGACAGAGAGAGAGCGCCUGCACCAGAUUCUGGAGGCUACCGGAAGAAGUGAAGAGAAGUUUUUUCGGCUCUCUCCUCCUCUCCCUUCCCUCCCUCCUCCCUCCAUCCUGCAGCAGAGUGCGAGUGCAGCCACGGCGCCCCUGGAGGAUGUGAGGGCCUAGCGGCCCCGUGGAGCAGCCUCUCUCGCCGGGGAAGAGGGCCGAGGCCGGUCGGCCAGCCAGCCGGAGCCCUCCCCUCACCAACAUGGAGAGCUACUACAGCCUACUGCAGGCUGGCUCUGAACUGGAAAACACACUGCAACAGGUCUCUGUCCCCUUGUGCAUGAAAGAAGUGGGUGGCUACAUUGAGAAGCAAGUGGCUUAUUUAUCAGGGGGUCGUGGAGAAGACUCCAGUGUCAUCAUCACACUUCCAGAAUGCUCUGAUUUCACUGAUAUUCCCGAGGAGGCUCUGGCUAAAGUCCUCACAUACCUCACCCUAAUUCCAAGAGCACGCCAGCCUGGAGUUAAAUUUAUCAUCAUAUUAGAUAGAAGAUUGGAUACAUGGGGCUCGAUCAAAACAGCACUUGGACGGAUUGCGGCCUCCUUCCCUGGGAACCUGCACCUCGUUCUGGUCCUGCGGCCCACCAGCUUCUUCCAGCGGACAGUGACAGACCUUGGCUUCCGCUUCAGCCAGGAGGACUUCAUGCUCAAAAUGCCCGUGGUGAUGCUCAGCUCGGUCACAGACCUGCUGCGCUACAUCAAUGAGAACCAGCUGACCUCUGAGUUCGGGGGAACCCUGGACUACUGCCACAGUGACUGGAUUGUCCUGCGAACGGCCAUAGAGAGCUUUGCUGUGAUGGUGAAGGACAUUGCUCAGAUGCUGCAGGCGUUUGGCACAGAGCUGGCGGAGACGGAGCUGCCAGAGGAGGGCAACGCCAUCGAGUUCCUGCUGCUGUCCCACACCGAGAAGUACAGGAGACUCAAGGAUGCCAUCAGGUCAGUGAUGCGGGAGGGCAGACACCUGCUGUCCAGCCUGGAGGCCUCUGGGAAAGAUGAGGGCUCCCUGGUGCACUGGGACAUCCCUCAGGACUGGGAGACCGUGCAGAGGCUGCUGGCCCAACUCAGAGACAUGGAGCUGGCCUUUGAUGGCUUCUUCGACAAGCAUCACCUAAAGCUGCAGCAGUACCUGCAGCUGCUGAGAUACGAGAGCAGCUUCCAGGAGAUGGAGAGCUCACUGGAGAAGCUGUCUGUUCAUGAGAGAGAUGUGGGCAGCACAGGAGAAACUCUGGCCCAGACGGUGCAGGCCCUCCGAGACCUGGACAGUCUACAAACCAAAGCACAGGAGGAGAUGGGCAAAGCUCAGCUGCUCAUCCUGCACGGGCACCAGCUGGCUGCCAACCACCACUACGCCAUGGUCCUGAUCCUGCAGCGCUGCAACGAGCUGCGCCACCGCCUCGACACGCUGGACACGGCACUCCGGACCAAGAGGGACGUGCUCACACACAUGCAGACCCUACUGCAGAGACUAGAGGAGCACAUGCAGACCCUACUGCAGAGACUAGAGGAGGCCCAGCGCUGGUGUGAUGACGGCGCGUAUCUGCUGGCCAAUCAGCAGGUGGAUAGGUUCCAGUCUAAGGAGGGGGCUCAGGCUGCGCUGCGAGACAUUGAGAAGUUCCAGGAGGGGGCGCCAUCUCUCCUCUCCACCGGCUCAGACCUCCUGUUCAUGGAGUAUGAGGCUGUGCUAACCCCAGCACUGCAGGCUCACAUCGGGAAGACCUUUGAGAAGCAGGCAGCCGUGCAGGGGAUGAUUGACAGCCGGCUGGCCUGCCUGAGGAAGCUGGCCGACAAGCACGUGCGGCCCAUCCAGCUGGUGGCCCCCCGGCCAGAGCACCAGCCCCGCUCCAAAUCGCCCAUCUUCUCCCCCAAACAUGACUUGAAGUUCACCUUUGACCUCUCUCUGCCGGGGAAGAGGGGAUCCAGGAAGAGCCCCAACUCACGGAAGAUCGAGGUGAUGCAUGAUUACCAGGAGAACCGCAAUUAUCUGUCCUACGGUGUUGAUGGGGAGGACAGUCCAGACGUUCUGAAGCGACACGUGAUGCGGGAGAUUAUUGAAACUGAGCGGGUCUAUGUGGAGGAGCUGCUGUCUGUAUUGCUGGGCUACAGAGCAGAGAUGGACAACCCCUCCAUGUGCACCCUUCUGCCCCCCAGCCUACGCAACAAGAGGGACAUCCUGUUUGGAAACAUGCCAGACAUCUACAACUUCCACAGCAGGGUGUUCCUGCAGGACCUGGAGAGCUGUCUGGAGACUCCGGAGGCAGUGGGGGCCUGCUUCCUGGAGCGGAAAGAGCACUUCCAGGUGUACGAGCGCUACUGUCAGAACAAGCCUCGCUCAGAGUCCCUAUGGAGACAGUACUCUGACUGUGCCUUCUUCCAGGAGUGUCAGAGAAAACUGGAGCACAAACUGGGCCUGGACUCCUACCUGUUGAAACCGGUCCAGCGCCUUACCAAGUACCAGCUCCUACUCAAGGAGCUGCUGAAGUACAGUGCGGGUUCAGAGAGCACAUCUGAACUGCAGGGGGCGCUGUCUGCCAUGCUGGACCUCCUGAAGUCUGUUAAUGACUCCAUGCACCAGAUUGCCAUCACCGGCUAUGAAGGGGACCUGGGCGCGCUGGGCCGCUUGCUGAUGCAGGGCUCGUUCAGCGUGUGGAUCAGCCACAAGAAGGGCCCCACGCGUAUGAAGGAGCUGGCGCGCUUCAAGCCCAUGCAGCGGCACCUGUUCCUGCACGAGCGCGCGCUGCUCUUCUGCAAGCGGCGCGAGGAGCACGGCGAGGGGCCCGACAAGACGCCCUCCUACAGCUUCAAGCACUGUCUCAAGAUGAGUGCAGUAGGCAUUACGGAGAAUGUCAAGGGAGACGUGAAGAAGUUUGAGAUCUGGUACAGUGGCAGGGAAGAAGUCUACCUGGUGCAGGCACCAACAGUAGAAGUUAAGCUAGCUUGGCUGAACGAGAUCCGCAGAAUUCUCACCAACCAGCAGAAGAUUCUCAGAGAUGAGCUGUCCCUCACCCACCCAACCCCGGAACACAUCCAGUUAUCCCCACCCCUGUCUGAGAGCAAGCAGCAGCGGACCUCGGUGAGCUCAGAGGACACAGAGUCAGGCCGCAGUAGCCCCGACCCGCUCAGCUUGUCCCCACAGCAUCGGCGCAACAGACGCAGCUGGCCUGGAGCUCUCCACUCAGUGGAUAUCUGUGAGGGUCUGCUGGAGGACUGGAGUGGAGGCCAUAGCCCCUUCCCGCUGUCUGACACUGAGGAGGAGGACAUUGUCCACCUGACCCCGGGCAGGUACAGGACCAGGGCUGACGCUCCUAGAAAUGGGCCCCAUGAGCUCAUCGUCAGGUGUGGGGACAUCAUCCAGCUGCAGCGGGAGGACAGUGAGGGCAUCUGGCUGGUGAAGAACUUGAGUCGUAGACAGGAGGGCCACCUCCAGGCCUCCACGCUGCAGCACGUCCUGGCAGACAGCAGCAGAGGACAUUGCACCCGGCUGGGGGACCCGGGAAAUCUGAAAGCACGGAAGCUGAGCUCGCCGUAGACGUGGAACACCAGCGCCGGCCGCUGUGGACCAGCUGCUCUGAGAGACUCCGGAGGUGUGCUGGAGAGAGAGAGGGUCCUCUGGAGGUGUGCUGGAGAGAGAGAGAGGGUCCUCUGGAGGUGUGCAGGAGAGAGAGAGAGGGUCCUCUGGAGGUGUGCUGGAGAGAGAGAGAGGGUCCUCUGGAGGUGUGCAGGAGAGAGAGAGGGUCCUCUGGAGGUGUGCAGGAGAGAGAGAGAGGGUCCUCUGGAGGUGUGCAGGAGAGAGAGAGGGUCCUCUGGCGGGCGUUGGGACUGAGGCUACUGCCGCUUCACCAGGAGGGGGGACGUUACUGGACCUGUGGUGUGAGGCGCUCUCCAGGAGGGGACCGGACACAGAACACACUCUCCAGUGAGGCCAUGCAGGCCCUGCAGGAAGGACAGGUAGCUAUGGUGCACUGGACUCACUCACCUGUGGUGGAGGCCUGCUCUCUCUGUGGUGGGAGGGUAUGCUCAAGAACACUGUUGCUCCAGAUAAGGAGGUGAGGUAUAGCUAUCUCAGCUAGUUCCUCUCAAGAGAGCCUCCACCUUUACUGUGCCCUCCCUCACCACCACCCAGACCCCCCUCACUCAGACACUGGGCCCUGGACCCUGGAGUACUGCAGAGAACUUCUCAAAUACCUGCACAUGAUGUGUUUUCUUCAUGAUGUGCAGGAAAUGUGUUGUCUUAUUAGCGUGUCA
Sardina pilchardus (European sardine) is the source of this 4400-nucleotide messenger RNA. It is a transcript of the gene mcf2a, whose product is annotated as MCF.2 cell line derived transforming sequence a. Bases 364 to 3684 code for a protein of 1106 amino acids. The record is from RefSeq and is a predicted model, not a curated record. Gene Ontology annotation, cellular component: cytoplasm. Gene Ontology annotation, biological process: dendrite development; intracellular signal transduction. Gene Ontology annotation, molecular function: guanyl-nucleotide exchange factor activity. The transcript is spliced from 31 exons. NCBI's taxonomy places the organism in Eukaryota, Metazoa, Chordata, Actinopteri, Clupeiformes, Clupeidae.